Loxodonta africana (African savanna elephant) is the source of this 2204-nucleotide messenger RNA. RefSeq names its product cellular communication network factor 2 (gene CCN2). The record is from RefSeq and is a predicted model, not a curated record. Lineage: Eukaryota; Metazoa; Chordata; Mammalia; Proboscidea; Elephantidae. Gene Ontology annotation, cellular component: extracellular matrix; extracellular region. Gene Ontology annotation, molecular function: integrin binding; heparin binding. The transcript is spliced from 5 exons. Gene Ontology annotation, biological process: signal transduction; cell adhesion. Bases 91 to 1140 code for a protein of 349 amino acids.
GGCAGACCUCCCCGCCGACCGCCAGCGCCCGCCCCGCCGCAGCCCCGCCGCGCUCCGAGCCUCGGCCCGCUCCUUGCGAAGCACCCGACCAUGUCCGCCGCCGGCUUGGGCUCCGUCCGCUUCGUCUUGGCGCUCCUGCUCGCCCUCUGCAGCCGGACGGCUUCCAGCCAGGACUGCAGCGGGCAGUGCCAGUGUGCGGCCGCGCCGGCGCCGCGGUGCCCGGCAGGCGUCAGCCUGGUGCUGGACGGCUGCGGCUGCUGCCGCGUAUGCGCCAAACAACUGGGCGAGCUGUGCACUGAGCGCGACCCCUGCGACCCGCACAAGGGCCUCUUCUGCGACUUUGGCUCCCCGGUCAACCGCAAGAUCGGCGUGUGCACCGCUAAAGAUGGUGCCCCCUGCGUCUUUGGAGGAACAGUGUACCGGAGCGGGGAGUCCUUCCAGAGCAGCUGCAAAUACCAGUGCACUUGUCUGGACGGGGCUGUGGGCUGCGUGCCCUUGUGCAGCAUGGACGUUCGCCUACCCAGCCCGGACUGCCCCUUCCCCCGGAGGGUCAAGCUGCCCGGGAAAUGCUGCGAGGAGUGGGUGUGCGACGAGCCCAAGGACCACACUGUGGUUGGCCCUGCCCUCGCCGCUUACCGACUGGAAGACACGUUUGGCCCAGACCCAACAAUGAUUCGAGCCAACUGCCUCGUCCAGACCACAGAGUGGAGCGCCUGUUCCAAGACCUGUGGGAUGGGCAUCUCCACUCGAGUUACCAAUGACAACACCUUCUGCAGGCUGGAGAAGCAGAGCCGCCUCUGCAUGGUCAGGCCUUGCGAAGCUGACCUGGAAGAGAACAUUAAGAAGGGCAAAAAGUGCAUCCGUACCCCCAAAAUCUCCAAGCCUGUCAAGUUUGAGCUCUCUGGCUGCACCAGUGUGAAGAGCUACCGGGCCAAGUUCUGUGGAGUGUGCACCGAUGGUCGAUGCUGCACCCCCCACAGAACCACCACCCUUCCGGUGGAGUUCAAGUGUCCUGAUGGUGAGGUCAUGAAGAAGAGCAUGAUGUUCAUCAAGACCUGUGCCUGCCAUUACAACUGCCCUGGAGACAAUGACAUCUUCGAAUCGCUGUACUACAAGAAGAUGUAUGGAGACAUGGCAUAAAGCCAGAGAGCGUGAGAGACAUUAACUCAUUAGACUGUAACUUGAACUGAUUCACAUCUCAUUUUUGUGUAAACAUGAAUUCAGUUAGCACAAGUUAUUUAAAUCUGUUUUUCCAUCAGGGAAAAGAAAAUUCCCACCAAAUUCAAAACAUUGUGCUAUGUGGCAUUCAAACAAAUAGUCUAUCAACUCCAGACACUGGUUUGAAGAAAGUAAGACUUGACAGUGGGACCACAUUAGCUCACAGCGUCACAAUGUGUAAUAGGAUGUGGCUUUGGGAGCAGUGGGAGGGCACCAGGAGAAAGUAGUACCAUCAGGAUGUUAUCUUAAAGUGGAAAGGGGCUUGCUAUGUGGAGUGUAACUGAGAAGGAAGAUUUUAGCAUGCUCAAUGACCUGCCUGUUGCUCCAGCAACAGCUAGGAUGUGUGUCCUCCAGCCAUCAAGAGGCUGAGUCAAGCUGUCCUUAAAGUCAGAACAGCAGAUUCAGCUUUGACAUUCUGAUUUGAAUGGCAGUGUUCAGGAAUCAGAAUCCUGUCUAUUAGACUGGACAGCUUGUGGCAAGUUAGUUUGCCUCUAACAAGCCAGAUUUUUUUUAUUGAUAUUGUAAAUAUUGUGUAUAUAUAUAUUUGUACAGUUAUCUAAGUUAAUUUAAAAUUGUUUGUUUUGGUUGUUAAUGCUUUGAUAUUUCAACGAUAGCCUCAAUUUCUGAACACCAUAGGUAGGAUGUAAAGCUUGUCUGAUAAUUCAAAGCGUGAAAUGGAUACUUAAAUGGAAAUUUUGCUCAGUUAGAGUGACAGUCCAUCAAGACAGGUUGUUUACUAAAGGUGAGGCAGAGAUGUCCUUAGAAGUCUGACUUGUAGGUUGGAAAUGUGCUGGCCUCACUUUUAAUGAACAAAUGGCCAUUAUUAAAAAAAUGAGUGGCUUUAUAGCUGAUCAAUUUUUCCACCUGGAAGCAUUUGUUUCUACUUUGACUAUGACUGUUUUCUGGACAGUUUGUUGAGAGUGUGACCAAAAGUUACAUGUUUGCACCUUUGUAGUUGAAAAUAAAGUAUAUAUUUUUUCUAUAAA